AUUUAAAAAAAAGAAAAAAAUGGCAUUAUUACCAAAACCAUCCUCUUCUAUCCUAGCGCAAGGAUGGCGCAAUUGCUAUCGUACGCCUCAUUAUAAACAUUUGACAAUCAUCUCUUCACCUUUCUUCUCCUCCUACACCUACACGUUGCUACACCACCCUCCUCUACUGCUUCCACGUGUCCCCACCGCUUGCCUUCGCACUUUCUCUCUCUUCAACCAUCCUUCUCUCUCAAAGACCACGGGCAACUCUCUCCUCCCUCGCAUGGAGAAAUCCUUUUCUGGGUCCGGAGAUGGCAAGAAGAAGAGUGAAGCUAUGGUUGAACGGUUGCAACGUUGUGGAGUUUUUCAUUCUGAAAAGGUAGCUGAAGUGAUGGAAACCAUUGAUAGGGGUCUGUUUGUACCUGCUGGUACGCCGGCUUAUGUGGAUAGCCCCAUGCCCAUAGGCCAUAAUGCAACCAUAUCUGCUCCUCAUAUGCAUGCGAUGUGCCUUGAACUGUUGAAGGACAAGCUACAGCCUGGCAUGCAUGCUUUAGAUGUUGGUUCAGGCACAGGGUAUUUGACCGCGUGUUUUGCAAUGAUGGUUGGACCCAAAGGUCGUGCAGUUGGCAUAGAGCACAUACCUGAACUGGUAACUUGGUCAAUUGAAAAUAUUAAAAAAAGUGAAGCUGCUCCUUUGCUGGAAGAAGGUUCUCUGUCCGUUCAUGUUGGUGAUGGAAGGCUAGGAUAUCCUGAGGCUGCGCCUUAUGAUGCGAUCCACGUUGGGGCUGCAGCACCAGAAAUUCCAAAAGCGUUGGUUGAGCAGCUGAAACCUGGUGGCAGAUUGGUGAUUCCAGUAGGGACUUUCUUCCAAGACUUGCAGGUGAUAGACAAGGAGCAGGAUGGGUCUCUGAGUACCAGAACCGAAACUUCUGUUAGAUAUGUUCCACUCACUAGUCGAGAGGAGCAGUUGCGGGGUUAAUUGAGCUUCCUUUAGUCCACUUAUGUUCUGUUUCCUGUAUAUUUCUCAACUUCUUUAUCGUUUGGUUUUCUUUUUCAUCUUUUAUUUGCAAAUGGGCCAUGAAUUGUAGUGUUUACCCUUCCCCCUUGUUUGUAAAUAGAUGGUGGUUGGCAAAUUGCAUCAAAAUUCGACAUUUUGCUUUAAACCAUUAAGCGGGCAGGGAGGAUUAUCACUUUAUUAUAGGAUUUAUCGCCAAAUGACAUCCUUUCUGCA
Messenger RNA from Beta vulgaris subsp. vulgaris (sugar beet), 1210 nucleotides. RefSeq names its product protein-L-isoaspartate O-methyltransferase. NCBI's taxonomy places the organism in Eukaryota, Viridiplantae, Streptophyta, Magnoliopsida, Caryophyllales, Amaranthaceae. Gene Ontology annotation, molecular function: protein-L-isoaspartate (D-aspartate) O-methyltransferase activity. Gene Ontology annotation, biological process: protein modification process. The coding region runs from base 20 to 958 and encodes 312 amino acids. The transcript is spliced from 4 exons. Gene Ontology annotation, cellular component: cytoplasm. The record is from RefSeq and is a predicted model, not a curated record.